Schistocerca nitens (vagrant locust) is the source of this 1167-nucleotide messenger RNA. RefSeq names its product protein takeout-like. NCBI's taxonomy places the organism in Eukaryota, Metazoa, Arthropoda, Insecta, Orthoptera, Acrididae. The transcript is spliced from 6 exons. The record is from RefSeq and is a predicted model, not a curated record. Bases 25 to 783 code for a protein of 252 amino acids.
AGCGCACGCACACAGACACACACGAUGCGUCGCUGCACCCGCUCCACACUGCUGCUGCUUCUGCUACUGUGUGCGGCUCAUCUAACCAGAUGCCGCGAUUUGCCACAAUACAUCAAAGCCUGCAGCGAGAAGGAUCCAAACAUGAGUGAAUGUGCACUGAAGAAUGGUCGUGCUGCAAUUCCAUAUGUGGUGAAAGGUGAUCCCAGCAUCAAACUGUUACCGCAGGAUCCACUGAAAGUAACGGAAAUAGUGGUGGACGAAAAAGGACUCAAGUUCACCAUGAGGGACGUGGUCAUACGUGGAGAGGCAAAAGGAGACCUGCAAGAUGCAAGGUGCGGUGAGAGCAGGUCGUUUCCGAGCGAGAGACGCCUUGAGCUGGACGUGUGGUUCCCCGUGCUGGACAUGAGCUUCAAGUACAACGUGUCCGGCAAGGUGCUUGUGCUGCCAUUGGACGGAGCGGGUACGGGAACAAUGAAACUCGAAAACGUGACUAUCCACUACAAAAUAAACUACGAACCUUACAGAAAUGGUGACACUGACCACAUAAAAGCAACAGUAGCACAAUCCAGAGGUGAAAUUGGUCACAUGGCACUUAACCUGCAGAAUCUGUUCAAUGGUGACAAGUUUCUCGGUGAUAACACUAACAAAGUUCUGAAUGAGAACUGGGAGGUUCUGGUAGGCGACGUGGGGCCGGCGAUGUUCGAAUCGUUUCGAGCCGUGGCGCAGAACUUGGUGGACACCAUCUUUGACGGCGUGCCCUACAGGAAGGUGAUCCUCGAAUGAGUCGCCGAUCUGUCUUCUGAAGUACGUGUGAGGAAUGGUGCGGUGGCCUCCCGCACCGUCUGCCAGCUACGUGUUGAAACAUCACUGUAAGAGGUUAUAUGCUUACAGUGCGAAAUAUCAUGAGGCGUGGAAUGAAACUGUCUAAUGGAUAUCUAAAGAAAAGUCGAUAAGGACUAUAAAAAUGCACAAUUUAUAAGGCAAAGCAAUGUAAACGAUGAGCACUACAAUGAAAUUUUGUAGAGAAUUCAAAAACUAUUUUAUACUUCUUAGUUAAAGGUGUAAUGUUAGAUUUAUUUACACACACCAUUCUCAGAUUGGAGAGCCAUUAUGUAGUGGUCUCUUCCUCUGGUAAGCCCUAGGACAUUCAAAUGAAGUGUCGGUUAC